Messenger RNA from Symbiodinium pilosum, 3340 nucleotides. NCBI's taxonomy places the organism in Eukaryota, Dinophyceae, Suessiales, Symbiodiniaceae. The record is from the annotation of a GenBank genome assembly.
GACUGUCGCGGUCAAUGGGUUAGCGGGCGAAUUGUGCAGAGUCAAGGUGGAGAAGCACUGGAGUUUGAGGCAGGUCAAGAAUUCUAUCCAAGAGGCCACCGAAAUACCGGUGAUGUGCCAGCAGCUGCUUUUGCAGAGGCAAGUUCUGGCAGAUGAUGAGCUUUGCGUGGGUAGUUUGGGCUUAUCCAACUUAGAGCUCAACCUGCUGCAGCGGAGCCCUAUGCAGGCAAAAUUGCUGCAAUCAUUGCGAAAUGCGCGCCCACAGCGUGCGGGGCUGCUGAUUGGCGCAGCUCAAGACAGAGAUAUUGCCCUGGACAAGGAGAUCGUCCUUGCAGCUGUGCAAAACGACCCAGACUGCUUGGACGAUCUGGAGCAAAUUUGGCAGGGCGAUCGCGAUGUCGUGGCAGCUGCUGUUCAGCAGACCGGGUCAGCAUUGCAGUUUGCCACAGCAGAGAUGAAACACGAUCGCGAGCUGGUCAAGAAGGCAGUGCAGCAGGAUGGGGACGCUUUGCAGUAUGCAAGCGAAGCAUUGCGUGAAGACAAAGAGGUGGUAUUGCUGGCGGUCGAAAGGAGCUCACUGGCUUUUCAGCAUGCGGCCAACGGCCCCAGAGAUGACAAAGAAACCGUGAUGAAAGUCGUCGAGAUGAAUGGGGAGCUCCUGAAAUUUGCAUCGCAGCGACUACAAGCUGACGUUGACGUUGUGACGCGGGCUAUUGAGCAAUCUGCAGAUGCGCUGCAGUACGCAACUACAGCUCUUCGAAGCGAUCCAAGCGUUGUCAUGCUUGCAGUGAUGCAGCACCCCAAUGCCUAUCUUCUUGCCAUGGGCGCUGCUUGCGCUAACAAGGAACUGGCGCUGGAAGCCUUGGGGAGCCAUGGCCAGCUUCUUCAACAUGUCUCCGAGCCUUUGAGAUCAAACAAGGAGCUGGUCCUGGCAGCCGUUAGCAAUGAAGGAAAAGCGCUGCAACAUGCCCCGCCACGGCUCCGCAUUGACAGGGAGGUUGUCUUGGCAGCUGUUCGUGCGGAUUGCGAGGCCCUGGAGUAUGUGGGCGCAGAGCUGAAGGUUGGAUCUGACAAAGACAUCAUGAUGGAAGCUGUCAUGCAGAACGGCGGCAUGCUGAUGUAUGCUUCCGCUUCCUUAAGGGCCGACAGAGAGCUUGUGGAGGCAGCCCUGCUCCGCAGCGGUGCGAAGAUCUUAUGCCACGCCUCGGAUGACCUGCAAGCAGAGCUGGCACCUUCGAAAGAAAUUCAGAGUGGAAAAAAUGUGGUGGCGGAUACUUGGCAGCGCCAAGUCACGCAUGUCGAAGGUUCCUGGAAGAGUCCGUUGGUCAGUUCUUUGCCGAUUAGCCGAUUGGCCGACCUCAAGCAAGAGGAGAUCGCCAAAUUCGUGCCAAUCAAGAAGGACACCAUCUCUAGCUUCACACAUGAAUCAGCUGUUACGAAGAUAUAUCACUGGGUUAUGGCGUAUCUGGAGAGCAAGGGAUAUUUGACUUACACCCGGGUGAAUGCUCGCAUCUUGGCCUGCGAGCUGCUGAAAGAGUGGGCCUGGGAGCACCGACACUAUGGUGAUCGCGAGAUGGACCUCUAUGUCGUGUGUCGGUACAAGGAGUUUGUGGCGCACCUUUUGUAUUUCCAUGACAGAUGGGCGGAAAGUGAGCAUGGUGCCACCCGGACCAAAAUUCUGGGAGAACCGCGGGGGCUAAUCCGAAGCAAGCGGAAGGAGACGUUUGUGACCGUGCUUGUGCGUAUUCAUGACUGCCUGGGCAAGUUGCAGCACAUCUUGGAGAAGGCUGAGACAUCCGAGUCCCACUGCAGCGUAUUUUUGGGACAGCUCAAUGAGCUCUUUCAGCAUUUGCUAGACCAGGCAGCUGGAAUAUGCUUUCUCGGCCCCAUGGAGCAUCAUGAGGAAAUUGUUGGCGCACAUGCAGAGUUUGGCAUCGAAUUCCUCGAACGACACAGACUGAAUAUCAAAGGCCAUAGUGGUGAGGUUUUCUGGAGUACCGACUGGGGCCGCUUACUGGAUGCGGCUUUGCGACAGGGCGAUCCGGAUCGGUUCCUGCCAUUGGGUAGCUGGCUCAUUUUCUACCAGGAGAAAGCCAGCCUGUGCAAGAUGUGCAGGUACUAUUCGCAGCUGGCAGCAGAGAACCGUCUGCGUUCAAUUCCGAAAGCCGCCAUUCUGCUGGGGCCUGGGCCUGAGUACAAGAGGACGAUCAACAGGAAAGAUCUAGCGAGCCAAGCUCAACCUCUUCUGGAGGCCAUUGAUGCGCACUUGUUGGCCAUCGGUGCCAAGCCGCCAGAGAAGAAUGUGCUGGUACAAAACUUGCCAACAGUGGACGAUUUCGCGGCUGAUGCAGCUGACGGCAACCUGUGGGACUUUCUUGGGGAGCCUGCUGCCGAGGAGCCACUCUCAGGGCAAGCGCUUGCCGCGCAAGCUGGUCGCCCUCGUGGCCACUCCGACUCCAGCAAGUCUACAGCGGACCUGUCUUCAAGGCGCCGAGCGCAAUCCGCGGAGACGUCUUCCUUCUCAGCUGAGAGCUUCAUUGGAGAGGAUUCGUCCAACGUGACGGCUUUGGGUCCAGAGAUAGAACUAGUGCGGGCGAAAUGGACGGCUCGGAACUGGUCACGAAGUGGCCUGGCUUCCGUUUUUCUCUUGGACACAGCGGUAAUGAGUGGACCACCCGUACCGGGCUCCGACGCUCUCACUGCUAUCAUUCUGCAGAUGGCGGAAGACCUGGCCUGCCUCUUAGAUGUUCGAAGGACGAUCCUGGUCCCACUGGAAGGUGUUUGCAUGCAACUUGGAACUCUUCGCUCGCGUCGAGUUCUUCAUUCAGCCCUCGCAAGAUUGAUGCUACAUGUUGAUCACUUUGUUGAGAGUGUCAUGCAAUUCCACCAAAUCUUUGAAGGAAGAUUAUUCGAACAGUUGAGGAACCAGGAGUCCCGGCCAACAAGCGCCUUUGCCCAGCGGCCAGAUAUGCAAAGGAGCUACCGUCGCUACUACCAGCGAGCACUGGCGCUUCGACGGGAGAUUGCUAAAAAGGUGCAGCUGCUGUCAGAUGCAAUGCCGCUGCAGUCCAGCGAGGACGAGCAGUGCAGCAUUGAUAAGCUCAAAAGCUCCAUGACAGCCCUAGCCAAUGCGCUCAGCGUUGGGCCAAAUCCACUCAUCCCGGCGCUGUCAGACGUUCGACCUGUGGCAGCUAUCACAGACGGGCCCUCCAGAAACCCUGGCGGCUAUGAAGACCACAAGCCGAACCAGAACUUCACGCCGCCUUCCCGAAGCAAGGCUCCCAACCUGAAACGGCAAACCAUCCACGCGAUGACAAGCCCAGUUCUCCUAGUCGACUGA